Molecule: messenger RNA, 4615 nt
Organism: Zalophus californianus (California sea lion)
Lineage: Eukaryota; Metazoa; Chordata; Mammalia; Carnivora; Otariidae
Gene: GPRIN2
Product: G protein regulated inducer of neurite outgrowth 2
Biological process (GO): neuron projection development
Cellular component (GO): plasma membrane
Source: RefSeq, a predicted model, not a curated record
UCCGGCUCCAUCUUGGGCCGCUGCGCCGGGCACCUGUGGCGGCCGCAGGAGCAGCGCUUCCGCUGGCCUGCGCGGCCCCGGGCAGGCGAGAGGGCCGCCAUGAGCACCAGCCGCCCCGAGCCGGGUGCCCGGCCCCCCCGGAGCCCCCGCCCACUGCCCCUGUCCCGGAGCUCUUCCAGCCUGCUGGGUGAAGGCCGAGGGCAGAGACCAGAGCUCCGCAAGAGUGCCAGCAGUACCGUGUGGCAGGCCCAGCCGGGCGAGGCCAGCAGCGGUCCACAGGGCCCGGAGGAAGAGGGGCAGCCCGCUGAGGGCGUGGAGCAGCCACAGGCCUCCAGCCCCUGGCCCCGCGCUGUGGGCCACUGGCGGAGCAGCACUGUGGCCAACGUGUCUACCGUGGGCGGUAGUGAUCUGUGUCGCCUGAGGGCCUCCGGUGCCGCUGCCAUGCAGAGGAGCCACUGGGUCCGUAGCACCCAGACCCGGGGCCACAGUGUCACCCAAAAGGGCCUCAGCUGCUCGGCCCUUGGCAGCUCACCUGUCCACAGGGCUCGGCUGCAGCCCAGUCGUACUUCUGGCCAGGGAGGCCAGGCCCCUGCGGGCCUAGAAAGGGACCUGGCUCCGGAGGAAGGGACUUCGAACUCAGCCUGGACACUGGGAGAGAGUCAGGUGAGGGUAACGCCCCUAGAGCUGGGAGGGACAGCUCCCCACAGCAGUAGCCCCCAGGCCGGGCCCAAAGGCACUGGGCAGCCGGCCACCACCACCUGCCACACCCUGUCCCCAGCAGCUCUACUCUGUGGUAUGAGGGAAGUGGGGACCAGUGCCUGCUGCCAUGUCCUGCCAGCCCCAGGGAUCCUGGCCUUUCCCAAACUAGUGGCAUCUGUGAGUGAGUCUGGGUUGCAGGCUCAGCAUGGGGUGAAGUCCCAGUGCAGUUUGCCUGGGGGGCUCCCUGGGCAUUCCCACUGUUGUGCCCACCACCCUUGGGGUCCCACUGGGUUAGCCACGGAGCCUGGUGCCAGGACCAAGGAUGUGUGGACCAUGACCUCAGCCAGUGACUUGGCCCCUGUGUUGGCAUCCUCUCUGUCAGCUCAGGAUGCUGGUGUGCAGGCAGUGCCCAUGGUGGUCUGCAAGGCUGUGGCCACCAGCCCGCCCCUGGAAGCCCCCAUGGCCCUGCACACAUUCCCGGAGGUAACCCUGGGGGCCGGCCUGGAGGAGGCACCCUCCCCCAUACGCGAUGUGCGAUGGGAUGCUGAGGGCAUGACCUGGGAGGUGUACGGAGCUGCAGUGGACCCUGAGGUGCUCGGCGUGGCCAUCCAGAAGCAUCUGGAGAUGCAGUUUGAGCAGCUGCAGCGGGCGCCCCCCAGCGAGGACAGCCUGUCGGCGGAGGGCCGGAGGGGGCCACUGCGAGCCGUCAUGCAGUCCCUGCGGCGCCCCAGCUGCUGCGGCUGCCCCAGCGCGGCUCCCGAGUGAAGGGCCGUGGCCCUCAGAGCCAUCCUCGGCCCGUGGACUCAGCCCCAGGCCCGGGACACGGGGGGAGGGGGCACCGUGCUCCUUGGACCUGCUGGCGGCCAUGGACGUGUCUCUGCCGUUGGCAGCCUGGGGGCCUCCUGCUCCUCGCAGCUGGGCUGGUUUUGAAGGGCUUGAUUCCCAAGAGCCACAUCUCUGCACAUCGAGGCUCCGAACUUGGGGACAGACUUUCAGCACUGUGCAGAAGGGAGAUCCCGAUUCUUCUGUAAAGAUACUGGACGUUCUGUGUAGUCUCUCCUCAGAACUCUGCCAUGAUUUCCCCCCGAGGACUCUUGGUGGCUUUAUCGUAAAGCAGUGCUGAGCUAUAACACAUUCCUGACAUGAAAGUUGGGGCCCCAAGUGACAGGGACUGGCUGGGUCUUUAGGGAAAGGCACUGACGUUGUUGAGGACCUCCUAUGUGCCAAACACUGUGCUUGUCACCUUACCUUGUCGAGCGCUCACCUCUUUGCCCCAUUUCUGGAUGAAACCUCGGGUAUUUGGCAAGGCUGUAGCUCACAGGCCUGGGCUGGCAUGCUGGAGGGGGUGGGCUAAGAUUCAAAGCCAAGGCCGGCUGAAGGCUGUGCUGUUUUCCCUGCAGCACAUGGCUGGUCAGUGCAGUGCAGUCACGAAAGAAGAAUUCAUUGAGUCAGUAUUCUGUGCGGGGUUCUGUGGAUUCCUUGGGGAAUGAGACAGGCUGUCUGCACCCUUGCUGAGCUGACUGCAUGUGGGAGGUGGGGUACACAUCAGGACCAGGGCACUGAGCAUUAUAGGAGGGCCGGGGGUGCUGCUAUGAGCCAGCCCCCUUGUUGGUCAUUGUGUCAGGGGCUGGUCUCAAGAAGUGGAGGACAGGUAGCUCCUUAGCCCCAAAUAUGUUGGCAAUGCCUGGAAUCACAGCACUGUCAACCUCAUUCCUGUGGCUUAAGGAUUUAUUCCCAGCUGGUACUGUCCUUGGAAAGAGGGAUGGGAGAAAUGGAUGGGAAAAAGGGAAGAGCCUGGGGUGGGGUCUUUCACCUGGUGGGAAAUGGCCAGAGCUGGGAGGCUGUGGGGAGCAGGGAGGCCUGUGGGCCUGUUCUCCCAGUCCUGCCCCUGUGAGUUGAAAUGGGCCAGGCAAUGGGGAGGGGACGGGGAUCGCAGGGUGAGGGAGCUCAAGACACAGGCUUGGCAUAGCGUGACAUCAUUGCCCAAGGAUCUCCCAAACUCCUGUGGAGUUUGGGCACAGGCUUGUGUCCUCAUUCUGGGGCUUAACGUUGAAAAUCCUAAGCUCCUGGGACAAUCCGCCAACCUACCCUUAAGAGGGAGACAGGUUAGGGUGCUGCUCAGGGUCCCGUGGCUUGGGAGGGUGGAGUCUGGGCCCACAUACAGCCCUGCCCAUGACCUGGCCCUGGCCUCCUCCUAUACUGAGGAACCCGGGACCUGCCAACUGGCUUACCUUUCCCCACCUCAAGGCCCCCGUACUCACGGUGGUGGAAAUGACUCCUGCAGCAGUGGGUUGACUUUUUAAAGCAGGGGUGACACUCUGAUGGGCCGAAGUAACAAGGUGAGGAAAGUAUGCAUGAGGUCAGAGUGCCUCCCAAGGCCCCAGGAUGGGGCUUUCUUACCCCAAAACACGCCUUUCCAACUGUUGCUUAAAAAUGACAGCACAUCAGUACUGCUUCUGAGGGUGGGGCUGGGGCAAAGGGGAUUGGUGUGGGCGGGAGGGGACCUGAUCUUGCCCCCCUGUUAAAAUUCGAUCAAGCAGGUUUUCAUGCAUUCAUUGGCUCUGGGCACUGUGCAGCUUGGGGGCCUGGGCCUGUCUGUACCUCUGUGUGUUCUAUGGGGCAGGCACAUCACACUUGGGAGGGUGACGCGUGGGUACCAGGCUGCCCUCAUGCCUGGUGCUACACAGGGGCUCCGGGAGCCCCAGCUGUGGGGACACGAGACGAGAUGAAAUGGAGUGGGGAGGACACUAUCACACAGGGCCACAACUGAGCAGGGUCUUGAGGACACAGUGGGGCUGGGCAGGUGGACAGUGGGGAAAGGCACACCAGGCACACGGGACAGCCUGGUCAGAGACAUGGAGGUGCCUGUCCUGCUCAUGCCAUGGUGAAUCACCGCAAUGCAGGUGUGUUGGGGUGUUUGUUGGGUUGGGAGGCUAGCAAGGGGCCCCUAUGGUGAGGAUCCAGGUGUGAUUGAGGAAAGGGACUUCAGGGUUGCUGUGGAAAGGGUGGUGGGGCCAGAUUUCAUUUUAGAAGCAUCCCUUUGGCUGCCAUUGGAGAGAUUAGUAUAGAAGAGGUGGGAGGCAGGGGCCCAGGGGGAUGUGGUGUGCGAGCCAAGGAGGGGCCUGUUGGGGAGAUGGAAGCUGGGGCUCGGGCCACGCGCGCGCACAUACACACGCACACACAUCGUGCAGUGGAUUCGGAAAGGAGGAGUUCCAGGAGGCUGAGGUUUCUAGUUUGAACAAAAGGAGGUGAGGAGGCAGGUGAAGGGUCACAUGCCAGGAUAUUUGGCUGGGACCAGUGAAACCCUUAAGAGACUUUCUCUGUCAUAUGCAAAUUGCCACGAGUUCAUUCUCUGUUCGGCUGAUGGAUGCCAAGCUGUGCCGCUUCUAGGCUGCACCGGGCGUGCCAGGAUGGCGGGCUGGGCUGGGCUGGGCCCUGAAUGGGAAGGGCUAGCCAAACCUUCCACCCAACUCAUCAUGCCCGAGAUAAAUGUUUGCAGGGUGGUACUGGAAUCCAGGUGUGUCGGGCCGUGGGGCUGUGCAUGGCUGGGGCCCCCAUCAGACCCUCCUGGUUAGGCUUGCUGCCCUGGCCGUGGACUCACAGGCCAGACUGCACAGCCUCGGCCAGCGGGCUUACCUAGAGUGACUGCAGCGGAAUCCCUGAGUUUGUCCUGCAGAACGAACCCCUCACCCCCAUCCCCUUGCCGUGGCCCCUCCCUGGCCAGGCCUGACCAGUUGUGGUUUAGGGACUCAAGACAAGGCCACCAGCUUAGUUUACAGAUCUCCCCUCAGAUUCCAGAUGUCCGACCAGCCUCUCUGGGUCCCCUUCAGGCCCUGCUCUGGGAGGUGGUGGAUUUCAUUAUCUGUACAGUUGUUUUGUUUUGAAUUUGAAAUAAAGUAUUGGAGGUCAGAGCUUC